Messenger RNA from Moesziomyces antarcticus, 738 nucleotides. RefSeq lists its product as uncharacterized. Gene Ontology annotation, biological process: GPI anchor biosynthetic process. Gene Ontology annotation, cellular component: endoplasmic reticulum membrane. The transcript is spliced from 2 exons. The record is from RefSeq and is a predicted model, not a curated record. The coding region runs from base 1 to 738 and encodes 245 amino acids. NCBI's taxonomy places the organism in Eukaryota, Fungi, Basidiomycota, Ustilaginomycetes, Ustilaginales, Ustilaginaceae.
AUGGGUCCUAAACCGCGGCAAACGAUUCCGCGACCCGUUGCUGCAUCCACCUCUGCGCCAUCGACUCCUGCAUCUAAACCUGCAUCUGUGAACUCGCUUUGGGAUAAGCGCAACUACCUUUCUCUACUGGCCAAGGACGAUGUUGGGGCAGAAAGGUUUUUGGCAGCAGGGAUCAAGAGUUUGUUCGGGACACUUGUUAUUCAGGCCUGGUUUACCGCCCGUCUCAACGCCUACACCCAAGGUGCGACGCAUCAUCACCAGCAGCUGGUUGAAGGUUUGAAGGAGAAGAAGGAGAAAGUUAAGGUGGAGUUUCAGGUGCCGAGUUUCAUUCGCCAGUUGGAGGCAGUCUCGGCAUCGUUGCUGCUGUCUUUACCGCUUACUGCACUGGCGAUAUUCGCGGUGAUGUUGGUGGGUGGCGCACCGUUAACGUCCCAUUGGAAACAAUCAGCAACACUAGCAACGCAUCUAGCACUGCUUCUGCUGCCAACGAUCCAUAUCGCGGCUUCGAACACAGGCUUUGUGCAGAAGCUGCUUGGCGCCAAUCCAUCACCCUCGUUCUUGUGGCCACUCUUCUACCCACCCCUCUUCAGCAUCGCCACAUCCUUGCUUGCAACGGCAACCCUCGCGCUCGACUCAAAUAGCCCCUGGCAAACCUACCCAUUCCCGCUCAUCGUCGCCAGCAUCGCAGGUAUCGCUGCUGGGAACGGAUACACCAUCGCACUCAUCCUCUUCACUUAA